This is a messenger RNA of Clupea harengus (Atlantic herring), 4633 nucleotides long. Its product is annotated as desmoglein-2-like protein. Gene Ontology annotation, molecular function: calcium ion binding. Gene Ontology annotation, biological process: homophilic cell-cell adhesion. The record is from RefSeq and is a predicted model, not a curated record. Lineage: Eukaryota; Metazoa; Chordata; Actinopteri; Clupeiformes; Clupeidae. Gene Ontology annotation, cellular component: plasma membrane; desmosome.
GACUGGACAAAAACUGUGUCUUGCCUAGUGGAGUUGAGACGAUACCAGUAUUCUGCGUUAUCUGUGUUCUUUAAAGGCUAUUUACCAAUCGGAUUUGGGUGUAGACUAUGGUGUAGGCUUGAGUAAGCGCCUCCCAGUACUGCCCCUGCCUGUGUUGAAUAAUAAGGUAUUCCACCUACGACUUUGUCUUAGAUCAGUGACAUUUGCGGUAUUUAAUCGACUGGAAGUACAUCGAUAACGCGCAUUGAAAGGAUACUUUUCGACGAGUCAAAUGGCUCACGCAGCAUCAGUUAUCAAAAUAUUUGUGCCGAUUCUAAUACUGAUUAUACAAGUCCAGGGGUAUGGCAGAGGACUACAGAAACUUCACAGGCAGAAGAGAGAAUGGAUAAUUUCUCCCAGGAAACUAAUGGAGAAUGAAGACUAUACUAAGUGGGAAUACAUAGCAAAAAUACGCAGUGAUGAAGAGAUCAAUGUACGGUACUCUCUCGUAGGCAAAGGAGCAUCUGAAGAGCCGUUCAACCUUUUCACAGUGAAUGAAAAGACUGGCUAUGUCAGGAUCCAUGGCAUUCUUGACAGGGAGGAGACACCUUCUUACCACUUGAAGGGAGUGGCCAUGUUCACAGAUGGGAACCGUGCAGAGAAAGACAUUGACCUGGUGAUAGUAGUUGAAGACCAAAAUGAUUGUCCACCUGUGUUCUCUUUCGAAAUUACUGGGGAAGUCAGUGAAGCAAGUGCAACAGGUACCUAUGUGAUGAAAGUCAACGCCACAGAUGCAGACAAGCCCGGGACGCUUCACUCACAGAUAGCCUACAGUAUUGUUGCUGGGGGCGGUAGCAUGUUCUACAUCAACCAGAAAACAGGAGAGAUCCAUGUCAAACAGCAAACUCUAGACAGAGAGACCCUUGACACUUACACUCUAACAAUCAAAGGAACUGAUAUGAACGGAAGUCCUGGAGGGCUCUCGGGAACUGGAAAAUUUGUUGUCAAGAUUCUGGAUGUAAAUGACAACAUUCCGACCCUGGAAAAUACCUAUUACGAGGCCAAAGUAAUGGAGAACACAUUCAACGUGACGGUGUUGAGGAUCAAAGCACUGGACGCUGAUUUAAUCCACACUGAUAACUGGCUGGCUCUCUUCACCAUUGUGUCUGGAAAUGAAGCAGGAUACUUUAGCAUCACCACAGACAGCAAGACAAACGAGGGCAUUCUGGUGCUGAACAAGGCCUUAGACUACGAGCAACUGAAAGAGCUCAACCUGCUGGUGGCUGUUUCCAACAAAGCAGAGUACCACUCCUCCAUCAUCACCUCCACCACCAAGACCAAGACUUACCCCAUCAAGAUUCAUGUCCAAAAUGAGCCAGAGGGCCCUCGCUUCCAGCCUUUAGUCAAAGUGGUGCGUGUCUCAGAGGAUCACACCACCAUUAACCUAAAAGAGGUCAUCACUACCUACGCGGCCAUUGAUAGUGACACGCUGCUGAUUGCCACCAAUGUCAUAUAUGCCAAAGGAGAAGAUAAGCAUAACUGGAUAACGAUAGAUCAACACACUGCUGAAAUCAGACUGAAUAAACUCCCAGACAGAGAAUCCCUCCACCUGGUUAAUGGGACCUACUAUGCCAAAAUCAUUUGUAUCACAACAGAUUUUCCAAGAAAAACAGCCACAGGAACCAUCGCUAUUCAAGUUGAGGACUUCAAUGACAAUUGCCCGACCCUUACCAGCACGAACCAGACUGUGUGCUUUCAGGAGAAUGUGGUGUAUGUCACAGCCGUGGAUGGGGAUGCCUAUCCCAAUGGGGCACCAUUUGAAUUUAAAGUUGUGUCCAACACAAAAGAAGAGUGGUCUGUAGAACGCCUGAAUGACAGCACGGCCAUCUUACGACCCAAAGAGAGUCUGUGGCCAGGCAGGUACAAGGUCUUUAUGGUGAUCAAGGACCAGCAGGGAAAAGCCUGUGAUAAUGACCAGGUGUUACAUUUGGAGGUGUGCAGUUGUACCAAGGACAACAAGUGCCUCCCACGGCUGGAUAGGAGACCUAGCGCCACCCUGGGACCAGCAGGCAUCCUCCUGAUGCUCCUGGGACUCCUACUGCUUUUCUUGCUGCCUCUCCUGCUGCUGUUCUGCCUGUGUGGUGGUGCUGGAGACGUGGGCGGUUUUAAGCCCAUGCCCUGGGAAGCCAAACAGCACUUGGUCGAUUAUAACUGCGAGGGCCAAGGGGAAGAUAAGGACGUGCCCAUGGUGUUCUUUCCAACAGAAGUGGACGGUGGCUUAGUAACGAAAGGGAAGGUGGACCUCAUAGGCGCUGCUGGUUCACAUUUGUCUCAAAGUAACAUUAAUAAUGGACACUACCACUGGUUUAACCAAGUAAACACGGAUCAUGGAACAUGGUAUGGGCAACAUGGCCAAGGAUUUGGGGGAUCAUCAGUCCAGAGGGGUGCAUUUGAAGGCAUUGCUCUGUCUGAGGAGUUCCUUAGAAACUAUUAUUCAAAUAAAGCCAGCUGCGUGGAGGGGCUUGAAUCUGCAAAAGAAAACCUGCUCAUCUAUGAGUAUGAGGGCCAGGAGUCUCCGGUGGGCUCUGUGGGCUGCUGCAGUCUCCUCGAGGAAGACCACGACCUGGAGUUCCUCAAUGACCUGGGGCCUAAAUUUAAGACUCUGGCUGGCAUCUGUGGUGGUGCGGCCUUUGAAUUUGAAUCUAGUAAGGUGAUGGUCCCAGCUCCUCAGCCUUCUGCGUCACAUGUGACAAACGUUUGUUCCAGUGGGGAGAUCUCACAGAGCAUCAGCGCAGCCAAAGCCGAUGCCAAAAGCUUGGCCACUUCCUCCACCAUGGUCCAGGAAAGCGUUUCCUCUACAACCUGCCAUGCAGCCACCAACAUGCAUCUUCAAGAGAAUAGAGUGGUCCCAACCCAGACACUACUUAUCCAGCAGCCAACUCUCUACUAUGCUGCUGCCCCACCUAUGUAUGUAGUGGACCCACAUCCCCAUCCCACCCUGCUUGUAGGCCCUACAGUCAAUGUGGGUGAAAACCUGGUCAUGGUAGAGAGACAAGCCACUACAGGUGGCUCUAUCCAGCUACAGGGGAUAAGGCAGGGUGUCGUUGGGCUGGAUAACCUCCAGGGAGCCCACAGCUUGGUUCUGGUGGAAGGGAGGGCCUCUGCUGCUGGUGACCCUCAGGUCAUGGUAGAGAGACAUGCCACUACGGGUGGCUCUAUCCAGCUACAGGGGAUAAGGCAGGGUGCCGUUGGGCUGGAGAACCUCCAGGGAGCCCACAGCUUGGUUCUGGUGGAAGGGAGGGCCUCUGCUGCUGGUGACCCUCACCAGAUUAUUGGCACGUUAGGUAGAAGGCAAGUGGUUGAGAUGCAACAAGGAAUGGGCAGCAGUUCUGUGAACCAAAUGGGCUAUGGUGUGACCUCUGGUAAUAUCUCACUGUCAGAGACAGCAGUAACUGCUGGAAGUGGAAGGCUACAGCAUGAAGGCAGUGGAGGUUUCAUUCAGGUUGUCCCAUCCCAAAGCCAUAUGAGUCAGAGUGUAGAAGUGAGAGGCCAAAGUGCGUCUUUGAAUGUUCCUCUCGAGACAAACAAAGUGUUUGUUCAGGAGAGGGUGUCGUUCACUGAGAGAAAUAUGCAAUCCAGUAGUAUAGCAUAAAAUGCUAAGACUUAAACACACUUUUUCCGUUUAAUGCAUUAGGUACUGUGGGUAAGAACAGAACCAAAAUGUACAUUUCUGGUGGUAACACUUGUUGCUUUUAUUGUUGAUGUUGCCUGUGUUCCUGGGUGGAGGGCAUAGCGAGAUAAAUGUUCUCCACUCUAGUUGACAGACAUUUUGACAAGCACUCCCGAGCAACUAGGGAGACCAGUGCCUACUACUACGGCCUACUUCUGAUGAAAAGGGAAAGUCAAAGUAUUUACCAAACACUGGUACAAAACCAUGAAUGUAAAGUGAAGAUAUAGUGUUACUAGGAUUUAGUGUUUAUUCCAUUAGCGGAAAAGGGUCGCCAACAAAAAGAAGUCUUUAGUUUUAUUUUGGCUUCGGUAGAGGAUGUAUUGUAUAUAUUUUAAGAUGAUGACACAUUUUAAAUGAUCUAUCAUUAUUUAAUACAAAACUUUAUUAAACUGUACCCAGCACUAUAUUUAGUUUUUUUGUACGCCCCCUAUAUUGGAGAUCAUGAAUUAAGUGUCAUUUAUUAUAAUAAUGUAAUGUUUUCAUAUUUUGGGGGGAAGGCUUGUUUUUAAAAACAAGUAUUUAAAAAAAUUAAAACUUGGAUAGACGGUACAUAAACGGGGAAUAACAAGUGUGUUUGGCUUAGGUUUUCUCUGCUUAUUAUACACUGCUUAUUAUUACUUCUAGAUGGUGCUACUGUUCUUUAUAUGGGCUCCCACAUCUUAUUAGUGAUAUGCAUUUAUGUAUAUUUGUGUAAUGUAAUAAGCAAAAGAAAUAAUCACUUGAACCACAGAAUGAUUUUUUAAAAUAUUUUUUUUGUUCCUUUUCCUGUGUGUUUGGCCCUGCUUUUUGACACAGUUGGCUAGGGUACAGAAAUGCAAUGGCGAUUGAAUUAUGUUUUAUUGCCACAUUUUCAGAUUUUUUUUUAAACACAGCAGAUGUAUUGUAUGCCUAAAUGCACUGAAAUAAAUGGAUUUCGAAUUCAAA